Lampris incognitus (smalleye Pacific opah) is the source of this 1302-nucleotide messenger RNA. It is a transcript of the gene syt2b, whose product is annotated as synaptotagmin-2. Gene Ontology annotation, molecular function: clathrin binding; calcium ion binding; syntaxin binding. The transcript is spliced from 8 exons. Gene Ontology annotation, cellular component: synaptic vesicle membrane; dense core granule; axon. Lineage: Eukaryota; Metazoa; Chordata; Actinopteri; Lampriformes; Lampridae. The record is from RefSeq and is a predicted model, not a curated record. The coding region runs from base 1 to 1302 and encodes 433 amino acids. Gene Ontology annotation, biological process: regulation of calcium ion-dependent exocytosis; calcium ion-regulated exocytosis of neurotransmitter; synaptic vesicle endocytosis.
AUGAAAUUUAACUUGUUCAAGAAGAAGCCGGAAGCUAUGGUGGCCGCUGAGCCCACGGGUGCAACCACCAUGACAAUGGCUCCUGCCCCUGCGGUUGUCUCUACUAUGGCGGAUACAUCUGGAUCCAACAACACUGAGAUCAACAAGAACGACAUGUUUGAAGAAAUCAAGAGCAAAUUCUUGAAUGAGAUUGAUAAGAUCCCAUUGCCUCCAUGGGCUCUGAUUGCCAUUGCUGUGGUGGCGGCCCUGCUAGUCCUCACCUGCUGCUUCUGCAUCAUCAAGAAAUGCUGCUGUAAGAAGAAGAAGAACAAGAAAGGGAAGAAAGGCAAGGAUGGCUUCAACAUGAAGAACAUGCAGGGUGGCGAGAAACACCAGGAUGAUGAUGAUGAUGAGGGUGAGACUGGGCUUACAGAGGAGGAGAAAGAGGAGGAGGAGAAAGAGGAGGAGAAACUCGGAAAGCUGCAAUAUUCUAUAGAUUAUGACUUUGAGAACACCAAGCUCACAGUUGGCAUCCUUCAAGCCGCAGACCUUAUCUCCAUGGAUUCAGGAGGAACCUCUGACCCUUACGUCAAGGUCCAUCUCUUACCAGACAAAAAGAAAAAAUAUGACACCAAAGUCCAUAAGAAAACACUGAAUCCCGUCUUCAAUGAAUCAUUUGUAUUCAAGGUCCCCUAUGAAGAACUGGGUGGCAAGACUUUGGUAAUGUCUGUUUAUGACUACGAUCGAUUCUCCAAGCAUGAUGUUAUUGGAGAGGUGAAGAUUCCCAUGAACACGAUCGACCUAGGACAGCCCAUAGAGGAAUGGAGGGAUCUGGAGAGCGCAGAUCAAGAGGAGCCUGAGAAACUUGGAGACAUAUGCAUCUCCCUCCGUUACGUCCCCACUGCUGGCAAACUCACUGUCUGCAUCCUCGAGGCCAAGAACCUUAAGAAGAUGGAUGCCUGCGGAUUGUCUGAUCCUUAUGUGAAAAUCCAACUGCUUCAGGGAGGAAAACGUCUAAAGAAGAAGAAGACUACAGUUAAAAAGAAUACUCUAAAUCCAUAUUACAAUGAGUCAUUUAGCUUUGAAAUCCCUCUGGAGCAGAUGCAGAAAAUCUUGGUGGCAGUCACAGUGUUUGACUAUGACAAGAUUGGUAAGAACGACGCCAUUGGAAAGAUCUUCGUGGGCAGUAAGGCGACAGGCUUAGGCCUGAAGCACUGGUCGGAUAUGUUGGCUAACCCACGCCGCCCCAUCGCCCAGUGGCAUGCAUUGCAGCAGGAGGAAGAUAUCGAUGGUCAGCUGGCAUCCCUGGCCGCAAAGAAGUAA